AUAGCUGCCCUGAAGCGUUGCAAAUAUGGCUGCCAAGUGAGGAGACUUUGAAUCUUUGGUCUUCCCCUGUGUGUUUUUACGGAAGAAAUAAAUUAAUGUGGGGUGGAAGCAAUAUUAAAGUGACAGAACAUUUGUGUCAUUUAUUUUGUAAGCAUGUCAAUGCUGUUGAUAAUUUAUAAACAGAACGGGUCCCUUUAAAUCCAGAGUAAAGUGAAGCAGGUGGGCGUGGCGUGCUCUGCACAACACAACAGUGCUGCAGGCUAAGCGAAGUCACUGCUUUUAUCUGUAGGUUUGUAUUGACUGUGAGAUGCUCCAGUUGAACGACAGCGUGGAUCCCGAGAGCCCGGGUGCGGCUGUUUUACACCCGGCAGACUGUGAUGAUGCGGCGCUUCUGACUGGAGCUUCAGUGGCCUGCUGCACCCCGCUGCAGACACUCACGCCUUUCCAUGUACACAACCCAACCAUGCGAGCUAAAGUUAAAGAUUAUUUCGUCUUCAGGACAGGAACCAUAGAGCAGGCGGUUAAUGACAUUCGCACAGUUGCUUUGCCGUCAGAAGAUGGAGAAGUUCUUAGCGUGUGGCUAUUGGCAGAAGUUGAUCACUGGAACAAUGAAAAAGAGAAAUUGGUACUUAUAACCGAGCGAUCUUUGUUGGUGUGCAAAUACGACUUCAUAAAUCUCCAGUGUCAGCAAGUGAUCCGAAUUUCCUUAAACGCCGUGGACACAAUCUCUGUUGGCGAGUUUGAGUUUCCCCCCAAAUCCCUUAACAAGAGAGAGGGAACUGGUAUUCGUGUGCAGUGGGAUAAGCGACCAAGAGCUUCAUUCAUCAAUCGUUGGAACCCGUGGUCCACUGACAUACCCUUCGCUACCUUUACUGAACACCCCAUGGCACACGCAGAUGAAAAAGUGACUUCCCUCUGCCAGCUCGAGAACUUCAAGACCCAGCUGGUGCAGGCAGUGAAGAGGGCCCAUAAAGAGUUUCCUAUCCCGGGACGAGCAAACGGGGUGCUGAUACUGGAGCGUCCACUACUGAUUGAAACUUACCUGGGCAUCAUGUCUUUUAUCAACAACGAAGCCAAACUGGGCUACUCUAUGACAAGGGGAAAAAUUGGGUUUUAACUGCAGAAUUUCUUCUCCAGUGCUCUCAUACUCUGAUCGAGUAUCGAUGAGUAAUAUUGUGACAGUAUGUAAGCUGGUUUAACUGUUGGAGGUAUUGUUAAGAGGAUGCGCCUGAAUGGACCAGAUGCCAAUCUAAGAGUCCUAUUCCUCUGUCAGUUGCCCCCAUUUUAAUGUGGCUUAAUGGAUACGGUUUGUGUGUGUGUGUGGCCUUGGCUAUUACUUUGAAGUCUAGAUGCACUGAUCUUGUUACUGCAUGCUUUGUUGACGAACACUUCCAAAAUUGUGACUUUCCAAGGGCAUCCGAUGUUAUCCCACAUGAUAAGUUAACAAUAUGGUAAUUUAUAGUUAUUUGACAAUUAGAAGGUGUUGGGAUGGUCUAGGAAAGGACAUUUGUAGAUUUUCAGGUUACUGAAUGUUGAACAGACAGAUUUUCACUAGAUAGUGGAGUUUGAGAGUUUGUCAGCUUAUACAGCACAUCUCAUUCACAAAAAGCAAGCAUUUUUAAAAAAGUGCAUGUUUUCUAAAUUAAAAGUACUACUGAGGCUUAUGUAAAAUGUGUUUCUUUCAUUUUAAUACACAAAAUACUUAAGUUGUUACACUAUGGUGUUAAUAUGCUGCACAAGGUAUACACAUUUCUGUUAUCGCUGAUAUUUUUGUGUUCUUGUAAUACCGAAGAGGUGAGAAACUACAGUAUAGGGUGGUUUCCCGGACAGGGUUUAGAUUAAUCCAGGACUAGGCCUUAUUUUAAGCACAUUUAAGUAGUUUUUACAAACAAAACUUACAAAAAAAUGGUGUGCAUCUUGGGGCAAAACAAUGGUACUGAUAUAUGUGUUAAUAUAUGUCAGUACCAUGUGUUUUGAAAUUAAGCAUCUCAAACAUGUUGCACUAACCCUGCUUGCUUUAUACAAUGUGUGUGUACAUUUAAAAGUAUCACAUUUACUUUGUUUGCAUAACAAAACCUACAAGUUCUAAUGAUUUUGCUUUCGAUAGCAUCAAGGCAGAAUGGACAUGAAUGAAAGUCGACAGGAAGCACCUUUCUAAUAUGUUGUUAAUUUUAAACGUUUGCUCUUAUUGUCAGAUCUUUCCCAGUGCAAAUUUCAAAUUGAACUUCCAGUCUUCUUGUAUAUCUGAAGUGUUGUAUUACUACAUGUGCAUUUCUGUGUGUUAAUUAUGGUAUGUGUGUUUUAUCAGCUGCUAAAUUAAGCCAAUGUUUGUUUCUUUAACGUGACAAAUGUAUGUCGUGCUUCAUUAACAGAAAACACAAAUGAUACUGGAUGCUAAAAUGUUAUUUAAGGCUAAAUUCAGUUGUAAUUUUUACAGCUUUACCUUGUACGUUUGUGAUGAUACUGUUAAUUCCUCAGGUCAAGUUUGUCUUGCUUGUUUGUUUAUGGAUGCAUGACAAAGUGGAAGACUCCAUAAAGACUUUCCUCUGUCGAUUAAUUACGGGUUGUGAAAUGGUAAUGGCCAAUUCUUAUUUUGCUACGCAGAUAAAUAGUGGUAGGCCUAUUAAAUUAUUGUUAAGACAUUUAUUUAACUACAAGAAUUAUUGCAUAUUAUAUAGGUUUUGUUUUAACUUCAAUUGUACAGUUUGAGUCAUUGCCUCGAAGCAACAAGAAACCCAACCACUUUUACUGCUUAUGUGUUGUUAAUCAAAUCCAUUUAUCAUUUAAGUUUCUAAUACCCCAAAUCCAUCAUUUCUUUAGGUUAUAAACUAGUUUUGGAAUUUAUGUAAUGUAAACAAUGAUAAAGUAAAGGAAUAUAGCUCA
Paramisgurnus dabryanus is the source of this 2883-nucleotide messenger RNA. It is a transcript of the gene tprg1l, whose product is annotated as tumor protein p63 regulated 1-like. The record is from RefSeq and is a predicted model, not a curated record. NCBI's taxonomy places the organism in Eukaryota, Metazoa, Chordata, Actinopteri, Cypriniformes, Cobitidae. Gene Ontology annotation, cellular component: cytoplasm.